CACAUCUUCGAUGAGCAGUCAGUGCUGACUUCUGUUCAAGAAGAGUCUCCAAGUGGAUAACACAAAGACGAGGAGAAGCUUCUGUGGAACUUAAACCAAUCGGACUAUACUUGUGCACUUUCCUCUUACGGAUCAUAGAACAAGAAAAAGUCUACAAACAUGCCUGUGUCAAGGAUGAGGAUGCGCCCAUGGUUGGAGAAGAUGAUCGAGUCCAACACCAUCUCGGGUCUGACUUGGGUGGACAAGGACAAGAAAACGUUCUCCAUUCCCUGGAAGCAUGCAGCUCGUCAUGGCUGGGAGAUGGACAAGGAUGCUUGUCUGUUCAAACAAUGGGCCAUCCACACAGGGAAAUACAUUGAGGGCCAGGCCUGUGACCCAAAGACGUGGAAGGCCAACUUCCGUUGUGCGAUGAACUCACUGCCAGAUAUUGAGGAGAUGAAAGACAAGAGCAUCAACAAAGGCCACCAAGCUGUGCGCGUCUUCAGGAUGUUGCCUGCCACCCCAAAAUCAAGAGAUAAACGAAGCAAAGCAAAGGAAACAAAGCAAAGGAAGAAGGUCAAGAUGGAGGAAGACAUGGAUUACAGCGAUACUCAGUCUCCCAUAGAUCAGUCACAGAUGCAUGAUGACACCUCAUCUACUCAGGAAAACACAGUCGACAGCACAGUAGACACAGAGCAGAAAGAUUUCACAUUUAUCGCUUCAACUGAGGUUCCUGACUGGUCUUCGUCAGUGGAGAUUGGGCCUGAUAGUUUUCCAAGCGCCUUUUCCCACAAAUUUGAAGUUUCACCUGAUCACAGCCCCGACUACGACUAUACCAACGACAUUAUCAAGAUUUGCCAGCAACUGGAGAAAGAAUCAGACUGGUUUCCGAACAGUUUAGAAGGCAAGGGGUUCCUGAGCAAUGAAGCAUGCACCAGUCCAGGGAGCCAGUGGAGUGAAUCUUCCUCAGUCGAUGACCUAGACGACAUACCACAGUACACAACUUUGGGCUCAGACUUCACAAAUCCCACAGACGACCUCUGGAACAACUUUUACCAACAGAUCACCCACAGGCUUUGAGCAGUCCAGGACAGGAUGGGACAGUGCUCACUUUGGACUUUUAAGAGCUCUUCCUGCCCAUAAUCUGAGCCCCCUUGUCAAUUAAUCACCCACUAUCAUACCUACAGUCUGUGAUUUGUGGAGUCCACACUUAAAGCUGCAGCACCGCACCUGUCUGUGUGUUUGAUGCUCGGUAGCAGUCUGAGGAGCUUUACUCAACUCCUUCAACCUUUGUGUGAACCUAUGAAGAGAACUAUGAAGCGCACUGCUGUGUUAAAGGAAUUCAUGUGCUGUUCAUUAUCUAUGUUUUUGGCUGGUUCAAGGCAUUCUGGUGUUCAGUGUUUUUUAUCAGGAUGAGUUGUGACAGUACAUAAAUCUGUUUUUUUUUCAUUCAGGGCAUUUACAUUACCACAUGCAGAUUUAUCUAUGAAUACAGACAGAAGUAUCCGAUACUUAACCCUUGAAAUGCAUAUAGACUCACAUUCUGCACGCUCAAGAUCUGUUAGUUAUUGUACAGUUAAGAGUAAUUAUCACAUAGAAUCAAUCUUUCCGUUAAGUGAAUUCAGUUAAAGGGAUAAAUAUGCAUUUUUACAACCUAUCUUGAUAAACCUCUAAACUUUGGUGAAAGCUCUACUUCAAAUCUUACAGUUUUUACUGGUAAUUGUUAUGCUAUUCUGUAAAUAUUUGGUUUUUUGUGUGUGUUUUUAUAAAAUAAAAUAAAAAAUAAUUCUAAAAAUGUGAA
Messenger RNA from Thunnus maccoyii (southern bluefin tuna), 1780 nucleotides. It is a transcript of the gene irf1b, whose product is annotated as interferon regulatory factor 1b. The transcript has 10 exons. Gene Ontology annotation, biological process: regulation of transcription by RNA polymerase II; immune system process. The coding region runs from base 160 to 1059 and encodes 299 amino acids. Gene Ontology annotation, molecular function: RNA polymerase II cis-regulatory region sequence-specific DNA binding; DNA-binding transcription factor activity, RNA polymerase II-specific. NCBI's taxonomy places the organism in Eukaryota, Metazoa, Chordata, Actinopteri, Scombriformes, Scombridae. The record is from RefSeq and is a predicted model, not a curated record. Gene Ontology annotation, cellular component: nucleus.